This is a messenger RNA of Ruditapes philippinarum (Manila clam), 5167 nucleotides long. RefSeq lists its product as uncharacterized. Gene Ontology annotation, molecular function: calcium ion binding. The record is from RefSeq and is a predicted model, not a curated record. The coding region runs from base 3231 to 4481 and encodes 416 amino acids. NCBI's taxonomy places the organism in Eukaryota, Metazoa, Mollusca, Bivalvia, Venerida, Veneridae. The transcript is spliced from 8 exons.
GGAAAUUUAAUACAAUAUAAUUAUGAAAUUCUCACUCAAUAUGUCUCAUUUAAGUAAACGAAUGUUAGGCUGAUCUCAACUAUCAUAAUAAUCCCGGACUUAAUACGGGUUGAAAGAAGUACUACCACGUGGUUUUAGAUGUGAGUGUAAUCUAUGAUAAUUAACAAAUGCAUUUAUUUGACAUGCAAAGGAAAGGAAAGUCAAUUUCGGUAAAAUUAUGAUUGAACAUAUGUCUGGCAAUGAUAAUCAAUUUAAAAAUGCUCACUGAUGUAUUAUUAUUACCGACUCCGAAAUAUUGUCAACGGGUAGAGAACCCUAAUAAUAAGUACGUAAAUUUUCUAGUGUUUACUUUUAAAUAUCUAUAAAUCAACUUCAUGCAGUAGGACUUUUACUCGUGUAUUGGAAUAACUUUAGCCGACAACGCUACUACUUGUUUACAUGUGUAGAUUCUUAACGUAAGUAAGACCAAAUUACCGUAUUCGUUCUGUGUAUUUUUCCCUGCGGUCUGGAGACCGCAGGGUAUUGGUACGCGUUUAACUUUUGAGGCAUGGAGGAGCACGUGACCUGUUUUCGGUACAUGAAGGAGCAUGUGAUCUCUAAACCGUACAUGAUUUGUUAAUUGACCUUUUCGGAAACCUGGAUAAAUACCGUUUGCCGAUACGUUACGGAUAAUCCUCUAGGGAAUAAGACACCUAAUUAAGAACAAAAAACUAUUACGUGAUAUUUUUAAUUUUCUAUAAUUAUGUUACCGUUUAAGGUGGAAAAACUUGAAUGAUGUGUUUGAAAAUUAUCAAUGUUUCUUUAAUAUGUAUCUCAAAAUGUUACAAACAAUAAAUUGUUUAUACUGAAAAUCUACAAAAUUAAACUAUUCGUAGUGGCAUCUGCCAUAAUAAAUAGAGAUAUUUUCUGCGAAAACUUGUGUGUUUACUUUAUUUAUUUUUUUGCUCGGAAUUAUUCAUAAAAUGGUAGGCCUAUUUAAUUAUUUUCUUAAAAAAGAAAUAAUUGUUUUAUGUUCGACCUUCUCCGGUCAUCAACGGUCACCAGUUUCCAAAGACCUUCUUCUAUAUUUAUCGAUUACUGUCAACUAUAUUCCUGAUACAAACGUUUAUUUAUCCUCGCCCCCCCCCCCCCAUUGAAAAUAGUUAAAUGAAAUACAUUUAUAUCAUUAAAAACGUUCCCCGCAGGAAACCAUUUUACUUGUUACUACAUUCGGAACUGUCUCGGCUAUAAUCUAUAAUAACCUCGGAAACAAUACGGAUUGAAAGUAGUUCUACCACGUGGUUUCAGAUGUAAACAGAAACAGAGAUAAUGUAAAACGAAUGUAUAUAUUUGACAUCAUAUGUCUGUUCCGGUAUUAUUAUGCUUGAAAAUAUGUCUGAAAACAAUUUGUAAUUUAAAUAUGCCCACUGAUGCUCAAUUUUUAACAAAUCCAACUCAUUGUCAACAGGUUGGUUUUGUGUACUUUCGGUUUCUACAACAAUAAUAAUAAAUAUAUAACUAAUGUAUUGUUAGCUUUUGUACCUAUGAAUUCACUUAUUUUAGGUGGACUUUUACUACAUAUAUUGGAAAUAAACUUGUCAACAACUCCCAGCAUUAAAUUACUAUUUGUUUACAUGUUUAGUUUCUUAGCGUAGGUUAGACCGAAAUACCGCAUCCGUUCUGUGUAUUCAUAUUAUUGUGUUCGAGGUCCUUAUCCGAAGACUGACGGAAAGAUCCAAGUAGUUGCGAUUGUUAUGCCCCCGCCAUGUAAUGGCCGGGGCAUAUAGUGUUACCCUGUUCCGUCCUUCCGUCAUUCCGUCAUUCUGUCAUUCCGUCAUCAUCAGUAUCCGUUCAUUAUCUAAGUAACGGUUGCACAUAUUCAACUUAAAUUUGACAUAUGGAUAUGUCAUGAGAAAAUACAGGUUAAGUUCGAAUUUGGUCAUGGUUCAAUGAUUUUUGGCAGAGUUAUGCCCCUUUUACUUUAAAAUAAUACAAAAUGUAUGACAUUUUCAGUUUCCGUUCAUUAUCUCCCCAAAGGUACAACACAUUCAACUCAAACUUGACAUAUGGAUAUGCCAUGAUAAAAUACAGGUCAAGUUUGAAUUUGGUCAUGGUUCGAUGAUUUUUGGCAGAGUUAUGCCCCUUUUACUUUGAAAAUAAUAUGAAAUUUUCAGUUUCCGUUCAUUAUCUCCCCAACGGUACAACACAUUCAACUCAAAUUUGACAUAUGGAUAUGCCAUGAUAAAAUACAGGUCAAGUUCGAAUUUAGUCAUGGUUUGAUGAUUUUUGGCAGAGUAAUGCCCCUUUUACUUUGAAAAUAAUAUGAAAUUUUCAGUUUCCGUUCAUUAUUUCCCCAACGGUACAACACAUUCAAUUCAAACUUGACAUAUGGAUAUGUCAAAGGGAUGCGCAGGUCAAGUUUAAAUUUGGUCAUGGUUCAAUGAUUUUUGGCAGAGUAAAGCCCCUUUCACUUUGAAAAUAAUAUGAAAUUUACAGUUUCUGUUCAUAAUCUACCCAACAGUGUUACAUAUUCAACACAAAUUUGACAUAUGGAUAUGUCAAAUGAAUGGGCAGGUCAAGUUGGAAUUUGGUCAUGGUUCGAUGAUUUUUUGGCAGAGUUAUGUCCCUUUCACUUUGAAAAUAAUAUAGAUACAUCUUAGGAAUAAGCAGUUUAAGUUUGAAUUUGGUCGUGGUUCAAUGAUUUUAGACAGACUUAUCUUUCUUGAAUGUUUGAAAAUUUUUGGACUUUCAGUUUCAGCACUCAUACUUUUGUGGAAAUGUAUGUAGCCAUUAUUUUGGCUACAAAUAUGAAAUAUGCUAUUUUCAAAAGGUUAAGACAGAAUAAUUUCAGUGCCUUGAACAUUGUAUGGAAAUGGUUUGUGUUAACAUUGAAACGUUUUAAGGGCUUUGAACUUAAAAUGAAAAAAAUAAUUUGUGCAAACAAAUUUGGAACUAAAUAUUAUAACAUCUGAAAUUUUGGCUGCAUGCGGGGGCAUCCGUGGCAUGAUGACACAUUUCUAGUUUUUACUAUUGUGUUCGAGGUCCUCAUCCGAAGUUAGACGGAAAGGGCCGAGAAGUUGCGAUUGGUAAGUGUUCAUUUCCUUGUAUUGUAUCAUGACAAACAUACUUUAGGUUUUAUCAUACUAAAAUUAAGUGGGAGGACACAAUUACGAUCUAAUUCAAGCGGAUCUCAUUUCAACUUCCUUAAUUUACUUCUUAUCUGUGCAUGGAUAUCAGUAUUAUAAUAUGAUAUGGAUAAAAUCAUGUUGUAUAUUCUUUUUCUAUUCCAUGGAUUCAUUUUCGGAGGUGCAGAAAAAGAUCUAACUGAUUGUAGAAAAGGGUCCAAAUAUGAAGCCUGUGUGUGUAAUGAUGUACCGAUUAAUCCUCCGUAUGGCUCUAUUGAGCUUGUGGAUCAGACACGAGGAACGUAUAAAUGUGAGAGAGGCUACACCUUAAAAGUCAAUGCAAUUAUUCGAUGUCUUAAGGGAGGGAAACACUGGUCAAAUUAUUGGAAUGCAUCCGGAAGUGCUUGUGCAUAUAUAGACGACUGUAAUCCCUUUCCAUGUUAUAAUGCAGAUAUGUGCAUUGAUGGAAUUGAGGACUAUACAUGCCUUUGUUUAUCUGGAUAUACAGGCAAAAACUGUUCUGAAAAUAUAACAACAAUGAGUGAAACAACUUCCGGUCACGUCACACAACACACAAGCAACGAUGAUUCAACUGAAAAACAAACAACCAUUUCAAGACAUACGCAAACUUAUACAAAUACCGAGAGUAAACUGUCCACUCUGAGUUAUAGUUCUACAGUUGUGUAUUCUUCGUCAGAGACAGUAACUAUAACUUAUUCAACUCAUGCAGAAGCAAAAUCAUUGUCCUUGAUUGUCCCUGUUACCAUACUAGUUGUACUUUUCGUGUUGGCAGCAUUGGGUCUCAUCGUCUUUUUGUUCAGGCGCAAAAAUAAAAGAAGUAAAGAUACUACGAUUGUAAGAGACAAGGCAUCUGCUCAUACCAUUACAAACAAGUGUUAUGACGUUGACCGGAAGAUAUCAUUUACACAAGGUGUAGAUUCGCAAGAUAGAGUAUAUGCAGAAAUUCAGGAGGAUAAUACAGAAGCAGGGGAUAUAUCAGCGAAUACAUAUCACACAAUAGAUGUGUUACAAGAUAAUGAUAGUAAAGAGAACAACUAUGGUCAACUAAGCAAUAAGACGACCCUGCGUAUGAAUGAUAAUUAUUCCCAUAUCGCUGUUACAGGCAUAAACAGAAACAUCAUCAAUGACUUUACAUAUUCACAAACAUGUAGCAUUCCGCUAUCAGAGGAAGGCAAACAAGUUGUAAACAGUGACGAUGUCUCUUAUAAUAAAUUAUCAUCAGUUGCAAGAUGUAAUACCACUGACAAUGUAAUUGAUGAUAUAAAAGACAGAGAAACUGACUAUGAUCAUGCCCAUUCAGCAUCGUUUAGACGCAUUGGUGAAACAGACACAUAUUCUCAUCUGGGUAGUAGUUAAUGAGACAUCUAUACGCUAGUAUAAAUGAAGUUAUACGUAUAUGUAAAUUUCGUCUGCAACUGAAAAAUUUCAAAUCCACAAUUUUGGAAAUUACUAUAUGCAGCAAUUGAAACGGUAAAGAAAUAAUUAAGGGAAUAUUUGCAACAAUUCUAAAACAAAUUCAGUUUGCAAUUCUGUUUAUGAAUGGGAUUUGCUUAUCAGUGAAAAUACAAAUAAAUACACUUGUACUCAAUAUUGGCUUAAACAAAAUUUGUAAACUCAAAAUGCAUUGUUCACGCUUAAAGUAAGUAUAAUUGUAGAAUAUAACGUUUUUAAACAUAUCAACAAUGAGUACAGUAAGACGUCAUGUACCGCUUCAAGUAUGUCAGGGUGAUUGUUCUAAAUGAAUAUCUAUACAUUUACUUAUCAACUUAUCAAACAGAUAACAUUUUUCCUUAUCAUCAGUUUGCAUAGACUCUUCUUUUCGUGUGUUAAAACAUGAAAUGCAAUACUUACCACGUUUUACAAAAACAUUUUAAAUAUAGAAAAAUAAAAUAAAUUUCUUAGUAUUUUUUUCUCUAAAGACUUAUUACAUGUACCAAUAGUAACUAAAAUGUAUUCGCUGUCUUCUGGGGCAAAUAUAACGGCAUAGAAUAAACAAACUCCAUCAGCGAGAUAGCAUGACGCCGCCCCAUGAAAUCGUCCCA